Messenger RNA from Oppia nitens, 2733 nucleotides. RefSeq names its product serine/threonine-protein phosphatase 4 regulatory subunit 3-like (gene flfl). The record is from RefSeq and is a predicted model, not a curated record. Gene Ontology annotation, molecular function: protein phosphatase activator activity. Gene Ontology annotation, biological process: protein dephosphorylation; DNA damage response. Lineage: Eukaryota; Metazoa; Arthropoda; Arachnida; Sarcoptiformes; Oppiidae. Gene Ontology annotation, cellular component: protein phosphatase 4 complex; nucleoplasm.
UGAUAGGGAGUACAGAGUGUUUGUUAGAAGAGUUUGAGUUGAGUGGCCAUUGAAAGAGGUGUUAGUUAUUGAGUGUUGUGUUUGUUGUGACGAAUGAAUGAAUGAAUGAAUGACUGAAUGACUGAAACAAUGGUCGCAUCUCUCGUUCCCAUCGAAUAGAAGACAACAAUGACGGACACGAAGAGACGCGUCAAACUCUACGCUCUCAACGCCGACCGCCAAUGGGACGAUCGCGGCACUGGACACGUCUCGUCCUCUUAUGUCGAUCGACUCAAAGGAAUGUCUUUGUUGGUGAGGGCCGAAAGCGAUGGUUCGCUUUUGCUUGAGUCGCGGAUAUUGGCGGACACGGCGUAUCAGAAACAACAGGAAACUCUGAUUGUUUGGUCGGAAGGAGACAACUAUGAUCUGGCGCUGUCCUUCCAAGAACGCGCCGGUUGUGACGAAAUCUGGGCCAAGAUUUGUAACGUUCAGGGAAAGGAUCCGUCGGUUGACAUAACGCAAGACAUUCAGGACGACGACGACGACCGCUUCGACGACACGCAGGAACAGACGCAUGCGCUGACUGUGGAUCUCCCGCCGCCAGACAGAGACCGAUUGGACGACUUGUUGGACACAAUGCAGGCGUGUUUGCCGUACCCGAUGAAGCGGGAGAAGUUGGCCGUUGCCAUAGAGACGGACAAUUACAUCCCGAAACUGUUGACUUUGUUCCGCGCGAUCGAAAGCGACGACCCGUUGGACACUCGCGCGCUUCACAAGUUGUACGACGUCUUCAAGAAUCUGUUUUUGCUGAACAAAAACCCGUUAUUCGAACAGAUGUUGGCCGACGACGCGCUCUUCGACGUCAUCGGUGUCUUCGAAUACGACCCGGCCGCCACUCAACGCCGUCACCGACAAUAUCUUCAGGAAGUUUCGCGUUUCCGAGAAGUGAUUCCGUUGGGAAACGCGGAUCUCGUCCAGAAGAUCCACCAGACUUAUCGCGUGCAAUACAUCCAAGACGUGGUUUUGCCGACGCCUUCGGUGUUCGAGGAGAACCUGUUGUCCACUUUGUCGUCGUUUAUCUUCUUCAAUAAAGUCGAAAUCGUGUCUCUUCUUCAAGACGACGACAAGUUCUUGCGCCAACUCUUUGCGCAGUUGGCCGCCGACUCGACUCCGGCCGACAAACGCCGAGAUCUCGUUCUUUUCCUCAAAGAGUUUUGCACUUUUUCCCAGACUCUUCAGCCGCAGAAUCGCGAGACUUUUUUCAAGGCGUUGUCGUCUUUGGGAAUCGUUUCCACUCUUGAAGUGAUUCUCGCGACCGAAGACUCGACCGUAAAGUUGGCCGCCGUCGAUAUUCUCACUUAUGUCGUCGAAUACUCGCCGUCAAUGCUUCGCGAAUACGCCCUCUCGCAGGAGGCGCAGCACCAGGAGGAACAACUGGUCGUCAAUGUWAUCAUCGAACAAAUGGUCUGCGAUUGCGAUCCCGAUCUUGGAAUGGCCACUCAAUUGGCGGCAAUUGUCAAACUACUUGUUGAUCCCGAGAACAUGUUGGCCGCUUCGGUCGUUAACAAGUCGGAAAAAACGGAUUUCCUCAACUACUUCUAUAAGCACUGCAUGCAUGUGCUGAUCGCCCCGGUACUCGCAUCCACAGCCGACGAACGUGCACUCAGUCGUCUGCGGUCACACCAGUCGACACAAUCGGCGGCUUUGUUGGCUCUAAUCGUCGAACUGUUGUCUUUCUGUGUCGAACAUCACGCCUAUCACAUUCGCAAUUACGUUCUUCAUCGAGAUCUGUUGCGACGCGUUCUUCAGCUUUUGCUAUCGAGACAUACAUUCCUUGUUUUGACUUCGCUUCGAUUUCUGCGGAAAAUCGUUGGAUUGAAAGACGAGUUCUAUAAUCGACAUAUUGUGGCCGGAAACCUUCUCGGACCAGUUGUCGACCGACUGGUCGUAAACGGCGGACGAUAUAAUCUUCUGGACUCUGCAAUCGUCGAGUUAUUCGAGUUUAUUCGCGCCGAAGAAGUGAAAACUCUGACGCAAUACGUGAUGGACCGCUUCUGGAAGGAAUUGGAACGCAUUGAAUACGUCCGGACUUUCAAAGCACUGCGACUUCAGUUCGAACAACACGCCGACAGACUUAAGGACCAGAAAAUAGCGAAUCACUCGACAGACGUCAGUCCCGUUCUGAUGUCCCGAAGAUUCACUAACAGAAGAGAUCCCAGAGAUAUGGACGAAGACGAAGAACUCUGGUUCAACGGCGACGACGAAGACUUGGACGACGAGACGCCAUUGGCCGACGCCAACUUCGACUACAAAUUGGAUCAGGAGUUCGAACAGUUCAACAAAAAGGCCGCAAAAGGUCUCGGAUAUCAAGACAUCGAUUCGGUGAAAAAGUCGUUCGAUUUGGACGACAGCAACAAACAACUUCGCACUGCUUCUCCCCGACGAACCCCUAUGUCCUCAACCGCUCCUCCGUCGCCCACAGAAACCGCUCUUCGAAAGGCUUUGGUCGACUACGACAUUGCGCCGGACGAAGACUCGGACGAAGAAUCGGGAGACGAUUCUGACUCUGAUUCGGAGCACUUGUCGGCCGCCAAACGGCAACGACUGGCAAACUCUUAGUGUUUAUACAUUUCGACAAAUAAUCACUCAUUGGUUUGUAUUUUGCGGCAAAAAUGUCAAAAUUUCAUCGAAAUCGCGACUUAUAUAUAAUUAUAUAUAAAGUGAUUAAUAAAUCAUUAUUUGAUUUGUUGUAUA